Messenger RNA from Sander lucioperca (pikeperch), 1123 nucleotides. RefSeq lists its product as uncharacterized. The transcript is spliced from 2 exons. Bases 64 to 939 code for a protein of 291 amino acids. Gene Ontology annotation, molecular function: lysophosphatidic acid receptor activity. Lineage: Eukaryota; Metazoa; Chordata; Actinopteri; Perciformes; Percidae. Gene Ontology annotation, biological process: phospholipase C-activating G protein-coupled receptor signaling pathway; positive regulation of Rho protein signal transduction. The record is from RefSeq and is a predicted model, not a curated record.
AUCAGAUGCUCAAACACAGGAGUCCACAGAGGGAGGAAGACCAGCGACAAAUACUGAUAAGAUAUGGCAGUAAACUCUUCCAAUGAUUCCAUCCAUCAUCCUGACAUUCCUAUCGGCACACGUUGCUUUAUGACCAGACCAAGCUCCUUCAUCUUCUUCGCAUACAGCAUCACCAACAUCCUCCUCCUCCUCCCUGUCUGCAUCCUCGUCCUCUACCUGGGUCUCCAACGAUGGCGGCGACAUCGCUCCACCUCCGCAACAGCAACGACGAGUCACUCAGACAGCUUCACCUACCACAUGGUCACCAUGGAGCUGUUGGGUGUAUUCGGGUACACCCUCUGCUGCUGUGGUAUCUACGGGGAUCAUGUUAAUUUAUUUUUUGUGGGGUUCUUUCUUUGGAGCUUCAAUUGGUACGGAGAGAUUUUCUUUCACAUCCUGACCUGUGUGGAGCGCUACCUGGCUGUCGUUCAUCCCGUCACCUACCUGAGUCUGAGAGGAGAGAGAGGGAUCAGAAUCAGAAAUAUCAGCAUUGGCUGUGUUUGGCUGCUUUCCUCUGGAGCAACAGGUCUGAGUUUUGACACUGUAUUGUUAGUCAUGGAUUUUAGCCUCUUGAUUGUCUCCUUGUUCAUCAUUUCCUUCUGCAGUCUUUCUGUUCUCUGCGUUCUGAUUCGUCCAGGGCCAGGGGAACAGGGCGGGGACAGGGAAAGAGUUGACCAAUCAAAGCAGAGGGCUUUCUACACCAUCAUGGCCAUACUGGUAGUGUUGUUGUUAACAUGCUCUGGGAAUCUGGUUGAGCUUUAUCUUUGUGUGUUAAGUGAAGAUAUCGAGUGUGUGCUGGCAAUGUCUUUAUUCUGGUUUAAUCUCCCCAGCAGUCUGGUGUUACCUCUGCUGUUUCUACACAGAGCAGGAAUAUUAGCAUGUCGUAAGAACAACACCUAAUGAGGAUCAGGAUCAGAUUUGCAUUAAAUCACUCCAGAUUCAAGCAAACUAAUGCCUAUUUAAACAUCUUCUGGUUUGAUCUCCACCUGCUGCUGAGAAACAUAUCUUGCUCUCUAGCUGCUCCAGAUUCUUCACCGGCUCGUCUCUAACUGCCGGUCUGCUGGGUUAGGGUUAGUUUGUCCAA